Octopus bimaculoides (California two-spot octopus) is the source of this 1068-nucleotide messenger RNA. RefSeq lists its product as uncharacterized. NCBI's taxonomy places the organism in Eukaryota, Metazoa, Mollusca, Cephalopoda, Octopoda, Octopodidae. The record is from RefSeq and is a predicted model, not a curated record.
GCGAGAUUUCUAAAGGCAAUCCAGUCGAGUUCCUGACAGGAAGAUCUUCACCAGUUCCUACUUCAUCCAGGAAAAGCCAACGUUCGAAGGCGCAAAGCUUUGUCAGCAGUAACAUUAAAGGUGAUUUGCAUCAGCCCCCUCCCCACCACCACCACCACCACCACCACAACCGCCACCAACAGCAACUGUAUCAGGAGGAGCAACAGCUGUCGUACCAAACAGCAGCAGCAGCAGUAGCAGCAGUUGUAAUAUAAAAGAAACUCGAGUUUCCAACGAAAACUCUAACAGAACAAGAACGAGAACAAGAAAUAUAGCACGGCAACAGGUGUGGAGAGACGACAUUGAGAGUAAAACUGUGGCAGACGACCAUUUCAGGAGAGAAUUUUGAAAGAGUAAAAACCAACAGAGGAAAAUGGUGUUGAUUAAGAGUUAUGUUUAUUGUGUAGUUCUUCUCACCAUUUCACUGGCAGUGCCCACAACUCCGGCAUCAUUGUUUGACGGCAUAAUGCCAAGAUUUCCAUCAAUGGAUUCCAUUUUUAACGGGAUACGAAACUACUUUCGAGCUGGAACUCGUGCAAACUUCGUCCAAAUCGAUAACAGUACCUACGUUUGGAGACUUCAGAUGAACUUAACUGGGUAUAAUAUCUCAAGUUUAAACGCAACCCGCCAAGGGCAAUAUUUUCAACUCACUGGCCAGAAAAAAAGGAGUUUUAAUAAAACCACAUCAGUAAGUAUUGGUGAAUUACUUCCAAAAUCGGUCAACGUGGAAAAGAUGACUGUAACUAUCAGAAAGAAAAUGCUGAUAGCCGAGGCCCCUGUUGAAAAAUCUAAAGUCGAAAUAAUCCCAAUCAAAGGUAAACCCCUUGCGAACACAGCUCUGCAAUACACAAACUGAUAUAACAUCGACAAAGGAUCAGUAAUAUCCAUUAGGUUUGUCUCCAAGUGAACUAAAACUUUAUAAAAUUAUCUUUCACUUGUAUGUAAAAUUCUAAUCUUAAAAUUUCUAUGCCAAAGUUAUCGUAAUUAUUACCUGUAUGAAAUUGGAGAAUAAAACAGUAUCUUUCGAAA